CCGGGCGGGGCCAAAGCGAGACGACUCCCCCCGCCGCGAGGUGGGCGUGGUCGGGGGGCGUGGCCGGGCGCGCGGAUGGCGGCGCCGCGCGUGGUGCUGCUGCUGAGCGGGAAACGGAAAUCGGGGAAGGACUUUGUGGCCGAGGAGCUGCGGAGCCGGCUGGGCCCCGAUGUCUGCGCCGUCCUGCGCCUGUCCGGGCCCCUCAAGGAGCAGUACGCCAAGGAGCACGGCCUGGACUUCCAGCGGCUCCUGGACGCCAGCGCCUACAAGGAGUCGUACCGGCAGGACAUGAUCCGCUGGGGCGAGGAGAAGCGCCGCGCCGACCCCGGCUUCUUCUGCCGCGCGGCGGUGGAGGGGACGGUGCAGCCGGUGUGGGUGGUGAGCGACACGCGGCGGCUGUCGGACGUCGAGUGGUUCCGGGACGUGUACGGGGCCGCGGUGCGGACGGUGCGGGUGGUGGCGGCGGAGGAGACGAGGAGGAGGAGGAACUGGGUGUUUGUUGCCGGGGUGGACGACGCCGAGUCCGAGUGCGGCCUGGACCAGGGGGUGACGUUCGACUGGGUCGUCACCAACGACGGGGACGAGCUGGCGCUGGACGAGCAGCUGGAGACGCUGCUGCGGUGGCUCCGGGACCAGCUGUGACCCCCCCCGUGGGUUCGGGGACCGUGUGCGUCCCCCCAUCCCCAAAUAAAGCUCCGCCGCGGAGAACCCCGA
Molecule: messenger RNA, 714 nt
Organism: Columba livia (rock pigeon)
Lineage: Eukaryota; Metazoa; Chordata; Aves; Columbiformes; Columbidae
Gene: PMVK
Product: phosphomevalonate kinase
Exons: 5
Coding region: 76-642 (188 amino acids)
Biological process (GO): cholesterol biosynthetic process; isopentenyl diphosphate biosynthetic process, mevalonate pathway
Cellular component (GO): cytoplasm
Molecular function (GO): phosphomevalonate kinase activity
Source: RefSeq, a predicted model, not a curated record